Molecule: messenger RNA, 3681 nt
Organism: Schistocerca americana (American grasshopper)
Lineage: Eukaryota; Metazoa; Arthropoda; Insecta; Orthoptera; Acrididae
Product: membrane-associated protein Hem-like
Exons: 23
Coding region: 145-3546 (1133 amino acids)
Biological process (GO): cell projection assembly; cell morphogenesis; neuron projection morphogenesis
Cellular component (GO): SCAR complex
Source: RefSeq, a predicted model, not a curated record
GUGAGCUUGGGCGUGUGUUCGGUUGACAGUAUGAGGGUAAUGUUUUGGUUGUUGUGAAAGUGAGGGGGGCGUGUUUAUUUUAUCAUAAUGGUGUUGAGGAACGUUUGAAAUCAAAGUAAACACGUAACACAAAUAAACAAGAAGAUGGCGAGGCCACCUGUCCCUAGUCAGCAAAAAUUAGCUGAAAAAUUGACAAUAUUAUUGGAUAGAGGAGUUGGUAUGCUGACAAGGAUUUACAACAUAAAAAAGGCCUGUGGUGAUGCUAAGUCAAAACCAGGAUUUCUGUCAGAUAAAACUUUAGAAUCAUCUAUCAAAUAUAUUGUUAGAAGAUUCCCGAACAUUGACAUCAAAGGAGUAAGUUCAAGUCAAUCUCUCCAAGCUAUCAACCAGCUUCGAAAUGAUAUAAUAAAAUCCCUUUCAUUGUAUUAUUAUACAUUUGUGGAUCUGCUGGACUUCAGAGAUAAUGUUUGUGAUUUGUUGACAACGAUGGAUGCGUGCCAGGUGCACCUUGAUAUUACUCUGAACUUUGAGCUGACACGUGCAUACCUGGAACUAGUUGUUACGUACGUGACGUUAAUGGUGCUCUUGUCAAGAGUGGAAGACAGAAGAGCUGUUCUUGGAUUGUUUAAUGCUGCCCAUGAAAUGCUUCACCAGCAAAGUGAUGCCAGUUUUCCUCGUCUAGGGCAAAUGAUAAUGGACUACGAUCCACCUAUUAAGAAACUUUCUGAAGAAUUUGUGCCUCAUUCAAAACUGCUUUGCAGUGCUCUUAUGUCGCUGUCGGCAGUUUAUAUGAAUCGAAAUGUGACUGCAGAGAAGUGGAGGGCUGAUCAAAAACUGAGCCUUGUAGCAAAUCCUGGACAACUUUUAAAACCUGCACAAACUGAGUCAAUGUCCUGUGAAUAUCUGUCUCUCGACGCAAUGGAAAGAUGGAUAAUAUUUGGCUUCAUGUUAUGCCAUUCAGCCCUCAACCAAGAAAAGGCAAAUAAGCUAUGGCUGAGUGCUCUGGAGUCAAGCUGGGUAAUAGCUUUAUUCCGAGAUGAAGUUUUGUACAUUCAUUCCUACAUUCAGAGCUAUUUUGACACUCUUAAAGGAUAUGGGAAGAAAAUAUCAGAAGUAAAAGAGUGCUAUAAUCAAGCUGUCCAGAAAGCGGCACACCGACACCAAGAAAGAAGGAAGUUUCUGCGUACAACUUUAAAGGAACUCGGCUUGAUACUUACAGACCAGCCAGGAUUACUUGGUCCUAAGGCACUGUUAAUCUUCAUUGGCCUCUGCCUAGCAAGGGAUGAAGUAUACUGGCUUUUGCGCCAUAAUGACAACCCACCUCAGCAAAAGAGUAAAGGAAAAACUGCAGAAGACCUGGUGGAUAGGCAGUUACCAGAGCUGCUUUUUCACAUGGAAGAACUGAGAGUUCUUGUUCGAAAAUACAGCCAAGUAAUGCAGAGGUACUAUGUGCAGUACCUAUCAGGGUUUGAUGCUAUUGCUUUAAAUCAAAUGGUACAGAAUUUGCAAGUUUGUCCAGAGGAUGAAAGCAUUAUUUUGUCUUCAAUGUGCAGCACAAUUGCUAACUUAUCCGUAAAACAAGUUGAGGAAAAUGAAUUGUUUGAUUUCCGUUCAAUUCGGCUUGAUUGGUUUAGAUUACAAGCUUAUACAUCAGUCAGUAAAUCACCAAUAGUGCUUGAAGAAAAUAAAGACUUAGCUUCCUUGAUUGACAUUAUUGUCUUCCACACAAAAAUGGUUGAUUUUCUUGAUGAAAUGUUGGUUGAAACAUCUGAUUUAUCAAUUUUCUGUUUCUACAGCAAAAUCUUUGAAGAUCAAUUUCAUAUGUGUUUGGAGUUCCCCGCACAAAAUCGAUACAUUGUGGCCUUUCCUCUUAUUUGUGGACACUUCCAAAGCUGCACACAUGAACUAUGCCCAGAGGAGCGUCAUCACAUCAGAGAGAGAAGUUUGUCAGUUGUAAAUUUAUUCUUGGAAGAAAUGGCAAAAGAAGCAAAGAAUAUAAUAACAACAAUAUGUGAUGAACAGUGUAUAAUGAGUGAUAAGCUACUUCCAAAACACUGUGCAAUUUUAAUAUCACAGGUUGUAAACAGAAAAAAGAAAGACAAGAAUAAGAAGAGUUCUCCAGAAAUAGCCAAACCUGGAGUUGAAAGCUAUCGAAAAACCAGAGAAGAACUCACCACCAUGGAUAAACUUCACAUGGCAUUGACUGAACUAUGUUUUGCCAUUAACUAUUGCUCAACCAUCAAUGUGUGGGAUUACACUUUUGCACCCCGUGAAUAUCUGACACAGCAUUUGGAAACAAGGUUUGCACGGGCACUUGUAGGAAUGGUGAUGUACAAUCCAGAUACUAGUGAAAUCGCUAAACCUUCAGAACUUCUGAUAAGUGUUAGAGCUUAUAUGAAUGUACUACAGACAGUAGAGAAUUAUGUGCACAUUGACAUUACUCGAGUCUUCAACAAUGCGUUGCUGCAGCAAACACAAAAUAUGGAUAGUCAUGGUGAAAAAACAGUGGCUUCACUAUACACUCAAUGGUAUUCUGAGGUUUUAUUGAGAAGAGUGAGUGCAGGCAAUAUUUGCUUCUCCAAUAUUCAGCGUGCUUUUGUUAGCCUGACAGCAGAAGGUGCAAUUCCAUUUAAUGCUGAAGAGUUUUCAGACAUCAAUGAGCUACGAGCAUUGGCUGAAUUAAUAGGCCCUUACGGUAUGAAACUACUGAAUGAGACUCUUAUGUGGCAUAUUGCCAGUCAGGUACAAGAGCUGAAGAAAUUGGUAACUGGUAAUAAGGAUGUUUUAGUAUCUCUGCGAACUAAUUUUGACAAGCCAGACAUAAUGAAAGAGCAGUUCAAGAAAUUGCAGCAUGUUGACAAUGUGUUGCAAAGGAUGACAAUUGUGGGGGUGAUUUUGAGUUUUCGGCAGUUAGCACAAUCAGCCUUAGUAGAUGUUCUAGAAGAAAGAAUACCAUUUCUUUUGAGCUCCAUACUUGAUUUUUAUAACCAUCUUCCUAGUGGAGACUCAAUGGUUAGUGUUGCUGUUGUUCAGGCUGUUAGUGAAAUGGCAUCUGCAGCAGGAUUGAGUUGCAAGGUUGAUCCCACUCUUGUAGCUGCCCUUCGAAAUCAAAAGAAUGAUUCAGAAGAAGAUGACCACCUAGUGGCAUGUUUGCUGAUGGUUUUUGUGGCUGUGUCAAUCCCAAAAUUAGCUCGCAAUGAAAAUUCAUUUUAUCGAGCAUCACUGGAAGGACAUGCCAAUAAUAUACAUUGUAUGGCAGCUGCUGUAAACAACAUUUUUGGUGCACUUUUCACAAUAUGUGGACAAGGAGAUAUGGAAGACCGAAUGAAAGAAUUCCUCGCUCUUGCUUCUUCAAGCUUGUUACGCCUUGGACAAGAAGCAGAUAAGGAGGCCAUUCGAAACAGGGAGUCAGUAUACCUACUUCUUGACCAGAUAGUGCAAGAGUCACCUUUUCUUACGAUGGAUCUGUUGGAGUCGUGUUUUCCUUAUGCUCUCAUCAGGAAUGCUUACCAUGCUGUUUACAAACAGGAGCACAUGCAAGUGUAAAGCACAAUGGACAUCAUUUUUUUAAAUAACGAGUGAUAUGCUAAAUGCCAAACUAUUCUGCUGUUCAUCAGAUAUGUGUAGAUUUUGUAUGCAACAACACUGCCUUUAACCAAAAUAAAAUGUAAAUUUUGUGUA